GACUUUUCACCUAACACUCAAACCAUACGAUCAACGAGUCCAAUGACGACAACUUACAUCAAAUGAACUCCCACAGCCUCGCCCAUUCCUUUUCCUUUUUAACGUAAUUCCUUUAUUUAUUAUUACGUGUAUAAAAUUGAAAUUUACUAUGGAGUAUAUAUUUACAUACUACUAGAGUCAAGACUUGCCAAUCACUGGCUUCAUUGUGGAAGCAGAAAACACGCUCAACUAAUCUUCUUCUUGAUUUCUCCCCCUUCUCCGAUCACGGUUUACUCCAGCUAGAGAUACCUCCACCAUGGAUCGUGGGAAAUUUACACUGAUGGGAUCGACUGUGUGUGUCAUGCUCAGUUUGCACUUCUCGAUACAGCUAGUGUCCCAACAUUAUCUAGCAUGGAAGAAGCCCAAGGAACAAAAGGCGAUUGUCAUAAUUGUCCUCAUGGCUCCCUUAUAUGCUAUUGACUCUUAUGUUGGUCUGUUGGAUAUCAAAGGAAGUGAAACAUUUUUCACUUUCUUGGAUUCUGUAAAAGAAUGUUAUGAGGCUCUGGUGAUGGCAAAGUUUUUGAGUUUAAUGUACACCUACUUGAACAUAUCCAUCAGCAAAAACAUAGUACCAGAUGAAAUUAAAGGAAGAGAAAUUCAUCACUCGUUCCCAAUGACUCUUUUCCAGCCUCAUACUGUCCGUUUGGACCACAAGAAUCUUAAACUUCUCAAGGACUGGACAUUGCAAUUUGUUGUAAUCCGUCCUGUUUGCUCUGUGUUGAUGAUAACGUUUCAACUUCUCGAUAUCUAUCCUAGCUGGCUGAGCUGGACAUUCACCAUCAUCUUGAAUGUUUCUGUUUCACUUGCCUUGUACUCUCUUGUUGUGUUUUACCAUGUUUUCGCAAAGGAGUUGGCACCUCACAAACCUCUCGCAAAAUUCUUGUGCGUCAAAGGAAUUGUCUUCUUCUGUUUCUGGCAGGGAAUUAUGCUUGAUAUUCUUGUAGCAGUUGGGAUAAUAAAAUCAAACCAUUUCUGGCUGGACGUCGAGCAUCUUCAGGGAGCUCUUCAGAACGUCUUGGUGAUUGUGGAGAUGGUUUUCUUUUCUCUCCUCAUGCAAUAUGCAUAUACUGCUGAACCGUACCGCACUGGGUCGGUUUCGGUCAAGACUACAGAGAAGAAGAAAGAAUGAUGGAGCGAAUGUCUUCACUCUUGAGCAAAAUAUUGCUUCUCCCUUUAUACGGCAGUGUCAUGGUGUAUUGACCAUUGUAUUGUAUGUUUAAUAAUAGCAUGUCAUCUUUUGGGGCUGGCUGUCUUUACACUAAAGUUAGUAAAUCAACUAUUAUGAGGAUGCUACUACUAUGAACUCUAUUCUGUAAUGUCGAUUUGUACCUUAUCCGGGGAUUUUGUGAACAAUCUCAACGGCCAUUUGCAAUUUUGUUGGAAAAUUUGACUUUUUAAUGGCCUCGAAAA
Salvia miltiorrhiza (redroot sage) is the source of this 1449-nucleotide messenger RNA. RefSeq lists its product as uncharacterized. The transcript has 5 exons. Gene Ontology annotation, molecular function: transporter activity. The coding region runs from base 296 to 1168 and encodes 290 amino acids. Gene Ontology annotation, biological process: transport. Lineage: Eukaryota; Viridiplantae; Streptophyta; Magnoliopsida; Lamiales; Lamiaceae. The record is from RefSeq and is a predicted model, not a curated record.